AUGAGGCCAACAUUAUUCCGUCCGUUUCAGUCGACUCUUCGAGUCCUGGGCCAUGAAAACCCCUUGGGUCUGCCGAAAUCCGGCACACCGCCCAACUGGCCCAGGAAGCCCGUGAAGAGGAAGAUUACUGGCGUGGAGAAAAUCAUUGCUGUUUCUUCCGCCAAGGGUGGCGUUGGCAAGAGCACAGUCGCAGCAAACCUGUCAUUGGCUUUUGCACGACUAGGCUACAGGGCUGGUAUCCUGGACACCGAUAUCUUUGGCCCGUCUAUUCCGACACUCUUCAACCUCUCCGGAGAGCCCAGGCUCUCAGAAAACAACCAGUUAAUCCCAAUGACUAAUUACGGCGUCAAAACCAUGUCCAUGGGCUAUCUCGUACCAGAGGACGACGCCGUGGUAUGGCGAGGCCCCAUGGUGAUGAAGGCCAUUCAGCAGCUACUUCACGAAGUCGACUGGGGUGGAUUGGAUGUUCUCGUGCUCGACCUGCCUCCAGGCACGGGCGAUACGCAGCUCACCAUCACACAGCAGAUCAUACUUGAUGGGUCCAUUAUUGUCACCACACCCCAUACACUCGCAGUCAAAGACGCGGUCAAGGGCGUCAACAUGUUCAACAAGGUCAAUACCAACAUUUUGGGCUUGGUGCAAAACAUGUCACUCUUCAACUGUCCACACUGCAACGGCGACACACACGUUUUUGGGUCUAACGAGAGAGUCGAGCGCAUGUGCAGAGAGCACAAGAUCGACUUUUUAGGCGACAUCCCCCUGCACCCAUCCAUCGGCGAUGAUGCGGAUCUGGGCAAGCCCACCGUCGUAUCGGAGCCGUCGAGUGCCAGGGCGGAAAUCUUUCUCAAGAUUGCCAAGGAUAUUGCCCCGAAGAUUGACCUCCGCUCACCGUAG
Colletotrichum abscissum is the source of this 894-nucleotide messenger RNA. RefSeq lists its product as uncharacterized. Bases 1 to 894 code for a protein of 297 amino acids. Gene Ontology annotation, biological process: mitochondrial respiratory chain complex I assembly; iron-sulfur cluster assembly. The transcript is spliced from 5 exons. Gene Ontology annotation, molecular function: 4 iron, 4 sulfur cluster binding; ATP binding; ATP-dependent FeS chaperone activity. NCBI's taxonomy places the organism in Eukaryota, Fungi, Ascomycota, Sordariomycetes, Glomerellales, Glomerellaceae. The record is from RefSeq and is a predicted model, not a curated record. Gene Ontology annotation, cellular component: mitochondrion.